This is a messenger RNA of Lycium barbarum (goji berry), 666 nucleotides long. RefSeq lists its product as uncharacterized. The record is from RefSeq and is a predicted model, not a curated record. The transcript has 4 exons. Gene Ontology annotation, molecular function: nucleic acid binding. NCBI's taxonomy places the organism in Eukaryota, Viridiplantae, Streptophyta, Magnoliopsida, Solanales, Solanaceae. Bases 1 to 666 code for a protein of 221 amino acids.
AUGGAUUUCAUUACAGGAUUACCUUGCUCUCAUCAGAUAUUUGAUUCCAUUUGGGUAAUUGUCAAUAGACUGACCAAAUCAGCACACUUCUUGCCAAUUAAGACUACUUACACAACUGAAGAUUAUGCUAGGCUAUAUAUAAGGGAGAUUAUGCGCCUUCAUGGUAUUCUUAUAUCUAUUAUUUCUGAUAGGCACACAGUUCACAGCAAACUUUUAGAGAUCCUUUCAGAAAGGGCUUGGCACUCAGUUGGAGAAGCAAGCCUAUUUGGCCCAGAUCUCGUACAUCAAGCUAUUGAUAAGAUUAAGCUUAUCAAAGAGCAACUCCAUACCACUCAGAGUCGACGAAAAUCCUAUACGGAUAUGCGAUGUCGGGAAUUGGAGUUUCAGGUCACAGAGAAUCUAUCCUAUGAAGAAGAACCAAUUACCAUUUUGGAUAGACAAGUCCGCAGGCUCAGAACCAAGGACGUAGCCUUGGUAAAGGUUCUAUGGAAAAGUAAAGAUAAGGAAGAAUUGACUUGGGAAGCAGAGGCAGAGAUGAAGUCUAAGUACCCUUACCGAUUCCCUGUUGAAGCUAAUGUUACUUCAGAGGAAUUUUCUUUACCAGUCGAGGACUUCACCUAUUCCCGUAUCCAAUCUACUCCUUUGAUCAGGGAGCACAAGCAUUGA